AUGCAGAGCCUCGACAAAAAUACCGGCCUUUCAGGUACUGGAGGAUUCGCCUGCCCGCAAACCCCGCCUCCACUCUACGCGUCAACAAGGGACUCUUUGGAGGAGAUUAACGACAGUGACUCUGAUGAAGAACCUCCAACGUCUUUCCCCAAGCACCUCCCGUACCGCCUCCCACCGCCGCCUCUACAAAAGCGUCUCUGGCACAGCGAUACUUUUCGCAUCGCUAUGGCCUCAUCCUACUUGCUCAUAAUCUUAGCUGGCACAGUCACAGGCGCAGCCUUCCUCAUAAUCUUCUUUCAGAAGGGAAGCUUUUACCCGAAGGCUGUUGCUAGUAUGCGAACGAAUGAAAGAGACCAGGACAGCAAUGAUGACGACAAUACAGACAACAGUCGCGAUUGUGAGUACUGUAGUUGGCGGACUAGGCAAAGAAAUGGGCCCUGUGACGACGACGACGACGACGAUAUAGAAGGGGUGGCUGUGGCGUAUUAUUGA
This is a messenger RNA of Alternaria rosae, 492 nucleotides long. RefSeq lists its product as uncharacterized. The record is from RefSeq and is a predicted model, not a curated record. The coding region runs from base 1 to 492 and encodes 163 amino acids. NCBI's taxonomy places the organism in Eukaryota, Fungi, Ascomycota, Dothideomycetes, Pleosporales, Pleosporaceae. The transcript is spliced from 3 exons.